Molecule: messenger RNA, 4349 nt
Organism: Anneissia japonica
Lineage: Eukaryota; Metazoa; Echinodermata; Crinoidea; Comatulida; Comatulidae
Product: LLGL scribble cell polarity complex component 2-like
Exons: 27
Coding region: 242-3736 (1164 amino acids)
Biological process (GO): cortical actin cytoskeleton organization; regulation of establishment or maintenance of cell polarity; regulation of protein secretion
Cellular component (GO): plasma membrane; cortical actin cytoskeleton; cytoplasm
Molecular function (GO): syntaxin binding; myosin II binding; GTPase activator activity
Source: RefSeq, a predicted model, not a curated record
AUCGCGGAUGGAUAUUGAUAUAAUUCUUCCAAUGAUUACCCAAUGUGGGUCAUGCAUUUUGGUUGGCGCUUGAUUUCCAUAAUAUUCGUGUACAAGUUGUUGGCGUACCGUGAAUGAAUAUCAGAUUGCUAUCUCAGGCUGGCCGUGGAAUUCAUUUACCAAUAUACUUUUUUUCGUGAAUAAUUGUUGGAUGUGUACGAGAAAGAUUUCACCUGAAAGUUGAUAAACCAAGGAGAUAACCAUGUCUGCUGCAUCGAAAGUUCGAAAUCUUUUUAAAAGAAAAGGAGGUGGACAUACAAGUGCUGAAAGAGAAAGACAGAAGAAGGAAAUAUUCGCCUUUAAUAAGACAGUGGAACAUGGGUUUCCAAAUAAACCAACAGCAAUCGCAUAUGAUCCUCAACUAAAGCUUCUUGCAUUGGGUACCAAAGGUGGAAUUGUUAAAAUUUUUGGUGCUCCAGGAGUUGAAUUUGUUGGGAAAAGUAAUAAUGACGCAACUGUUAAUAAGCUUUUCUUUUUACCAAAUCAGGGUCGUUUGAUCUCCCUGUGUGACGAUAACACGCUCCACCUUUGGGAGGUGAACAUCCGUGAUGGCAACUCUUUAUUAGAGGAGAUGAAAAGCUUUUGUCUCGAAGGAAGAGCUAAGGAGGAGCCGGCACUGAAGAAGAUUACAGUAUGUUGUUUAUCAGCAGAUCAUAAGACACUAUACUUAGGAACUGAAGGCGGCAAUAUCUACAUAUUGGAUGUAGUCACCUUUGACCUCACGGAUCACAUUAUCUACCAGGAUGUGGUCAUGCAAAAGCUACGUGAUUCCUCCUCCUCCUUCAGCGUACCAGACGACUGCAAAGUGAACCCAGGCGCAGUAGAGGCAAUUCAACAUCAUCCAAACAGCCCUGACAAGCUUCUGAUUGGCUACAACCGAGGUUUGAUGGUUGUAUGGGACAGCAAAGAGUUCAACGCAGACAGCACAUUCGUAAGUGACCCGUGUCUGGAGACAUUGACGUGGCAUCGGGAUGGCGUACGAUUCACCACUGCACAUCAUGAUGGCAGUUACUGUGUGUGGAACAUCAAUGAUUCAACGGCUCCCGAGAAGGACCGAACUACACCAUAUGGACCAUUCCCAUGCAAGUCUAUUGGAAACAUCAUGCACUUAACAACAAAAAGUGAUCCAUUUCUGAUAUUUUCGGGAGGCAUGCCGCGAGCAAGUUAUGGUGACCGUCACUGUGUCACGGUGAUGCAGGGAAAGAAAAACGUCGUCUUUGAUUUCACAUCACGUAUCAUCGACUUUUUCACUAUGUCGGAUGUCGACAGUGAGUAUGAAUUUGAUGAGCCACACACCCUAGUAGUACUCGUUGAAGAGGAACUUGUAUUCAUUGAUCUUCAGUCUGAAGGAUGGCCAUCGUUCACCCUUCCAUACCUGUCAUCACUCCAUGCUUCAGCAAUCACAUGCUCUCACCAUGUUAGCAAUGUGCCUUCAGAAUUGUGGGACAAGAUAUCAGCAGCUGGGGAACAACAACUUGCAUCUCAGUGUUCUCAGAGGGAAUGGCCACUGAAUGGUGGUAAGAACCUCGCUGAGGCCCCCCUGGAACAUGACCUGCUGAUGACUGGUCAUGAAGAUGGAUCCAUUCGGUUCUGGGAUGCCUCAACCGUCUCUUUGAGGUUCUUAUACAAGCUGAGCACGGCACCGUUCUUCAUAACGGACGCUGACCAUGUAGAUCCAUCAGCGGGAGCAGACAGCGAGGAAGAGUGGCCGCCAUUCCGAAAGAUUGGAGUGUUCGACCCCUAUAGUGAUGACCCACGUCUUGGUAUCCAGAAGAUGAGUCUGUGCUCAUUGAGUGGGACGCUGGUGGUUGCAGGUACUGCUGGACAGGUUAUCCACAUGAAAAUGGGCACCGAAGGGAAAACUGAACUGAUUGAGACUUGUAAGGUACAGAUUGUAGGAGAACAAGAUAAAUUUGUAUGGAAAGGACACGAAGAACUACCAGCACAGGAGGAACCUGUUACUUCAGCUGCCGGUUUCCAACCAGUCUUCAUCACACAGUGCACACCCCCAGCAGCCAUCACCGCACUCGCCGUACAAACAACAUGGGGCGUGACUGCCAUAGGUACUAGUCACGGAUUCGCAUUGGUAGACAAUACUCACAGAAAAGUGGUUACCACCCAGUGCACUUUGAACCCCUUAGAUUUGUCAGCAACAGGUGAGCAACUCUCGAAGCGGAAGUCUGUGAAGAAGUCGCUGCGUGCCACCAUCAGGAGAAUGCGUAAAGGGCGUGGCAAGAAGCAUAGUAAAAGCCGUGAACGACGGGAAGAGAAAAAAGCAGAGGACAAGAAAGUACAGGAAGAGGACGGUGUGCCUACCACAGAUCUGGAUGCUCCAGCAGACAAGCCGGCUACCCCAGAACCAAAGAAGGAGGAUGCGUCCCCUAAGCAGGAAGAAGUAGCAGCAGCAGAGCGCAAGAUUGAAGCAAGAGGGACUGAUGAUUCAAUGACCAGUAUGGUACGGUGCCUCUACUUCACCAAAACAUUCAUCCGUGACAGUGAGUCUGCCAAUGACACCUUGUGGGUUGGCAGCAAUGCUGGACAUGUCUAUAUCUUCACCUUAGAAGUGCCUGAAGAAGAGAAACGAGAGAGUACAGAGGUCACAGCUGAAAUCUGCAAAGAAAUUAAGUUGAAGCACGGAGCCCCGGUUGUAUCAUUGGUUGUGGUGGAUGAUGAUGCCUAUCCAUUACCUGAUCCUAUAGAUGUUAAGAAUGAAAGAGCCAAACCAGCUAAUAUGGCAAAGAACAGUUUGCUGAUCUGCUCAGAGGAACAAUUCAAGGUGUUUUCUCUGCCCAAAUUGAGGCCUGUGCAGAAAUUCAAAUUGACUGCAGUCGAUGGGGCUAAAGUACGCAAAGUGGCAUUCAUCAAUUUCAGGAGCAUAAAGGAUGACAAUGUUUCUGAGAACUGUGUGACAUGUUUAACCAAUUUGGGUGAUUUAUUUGUGCUGAGUAUUCCAUACCUGAGGAAGCAAUGUGUUUGCAGCGCCAUCAGUAAAGGCAACGUACAAGGCAUAUCAUCACUCGCGUUUACAUCCAAGGGCGAAGGGUUCUACCUACUAUCACCGUCAGAAUUUGAAAGGUUCUCUUUAUCUGUCCGUAAUACAACUCAACCAAUGUGCAUGUUGGAGCUACCAGAGGGCAUGAGGCCAAAACCCGUAGAACCGGAACCAGAACCAGAGCCUGAACCAGCUGCUGCUGCAGCUGCCGCUGCAGAACCAGAACCAGCUGCAGCAGAAGCUACAGAAACUGAAGCACCGGCUGAUGCUGCAGCACCUGAAACAACUGAAGAGAAACCGGAAGAGCCAGCAAAGGAAGAGGAAAAGAAAGAGGAAGUUGAAGAAAAGAAAGAAGAGACCGCAGAGAUCACUGCUGGAGAUGUGGCAGCAAGUGAUGAUGCAAAAGAGCAGUCAGCUGAUGAAUUAGUAAAAGAGGUGGCAUUGUUGCUUGAAAAGAAUCAAAUUAACACUGACGAGCCCGCCGCAGACGAAGGCGAUCCUUUAGAAUUGGUAGCAGAAGUGAACCAGCUGUUGGCAAAGAGUGGCAUUGAUGUCAGCAUGGAAGGAGAUACUGAAGAGAAUCCUGACAUCACUGUAGAUGAGGUCAAAGAUUAUCCUGUGCAAGAUAAAACCGAGGAAGCUGCUACUGAAGAGAAGCAAGAUGAUGCUGAUAAACCGGCCUCAGAAGAGCAAACAUCUAACUAAUUCUGAAGUAGCAAGUAGAGGUAUAAUGAGCCUAAUAAUGAGUCCAAGCAAGAGGAGUUGCCAGAAUUACAAAUAAAGGAAGAUACUGAAUGAUGAGUUCCUAAACUGUGAUUGUUCCAAUGUUGUAUAAUGCUAUCAGUGUGCAGUUGCCAGGAAAAUUGACCGUGUAUGAGGGUUUGCGGAUCAGUGCACAGCAGCCAGACCCCCGCUAUGACAAUGGUUUAACCCAGCAACAUUAUCUCUCUGCACUUUAUAUAGUUAAGAAAAAAAUGUCCCAAAAUAGAUUAAUUGUGAAAGUAAAGACUGUGUUAUUGUUAUACCCAUUGAAAGCCCAAUGAACAGGGUUGAAGCUUAGUGGGGACAAUUCACCAAAAAAAAAAAAAAAAAAAGAAAUUAAAAAUAUUUUUAAAAUGAUGAAGAAAUGCCAAUUUGAUUUGCAUUCCGAUGUUUGAAAGUAGAGGGAGAUUACAAGUGAAUGAGAUUAGAAGAGAAUCGGCUUAAAUACCAGGAACUUUCACACUUAAAUAGGAAUGUGGCUUCAUGUGUUAUAAUGAACAGAAAUGCUGUAAACAUUUUUUUUCCCUUUUUUUUAAAUUGGUAUGAGGGCAGUAUA